AAGUGCCGCGCAUGGCCGAAGCUCACUCCACUCCACUGGCACCAACCUGCGAUUGGCCUGCGGUGCGCAAUGAUGAUCACUCAUACUCAAUUUCCUUCCUUUUUCAUGCUUUUUAAUCAUGCCUCGUGUCCCCCUUCACCCGUUCGUGGUCCACGGUCCUCUCUCUCACUGUGUCUGCGUAGAUUGCGGAACUCUCGCACUCUCGGCGUGUGCAAAGUGCAAAAGCAGAGUCGGCGAUGCGAAAGAGGGAGGGGGACCAGGGUGCGAGGCUGGAUUAUAGAAUGCGGUGCGUGCAUGUGAGUGGAUUCGACUCAUCAUUUGGCCCACCCCCACAUAAGCUACACAAUCAUCCCAUUCCACGUCUAUUUAUAGACUCGGCCCCGUCGUCUCCACUGCAUCAGGCAGCCGAGCAUGGGUCGCAACCUCAAGAACGCCCUCCUCGCCUUCGUCGCUCCCCUCCCCUCCAUUCUCUUCUACUUGGCCUUCCUCAAACACUCCGGCUCCGUCGCUGCCGGCGAUGGCGGCGAUGGCGGCGAUCGCCUCUCUCCUCUCUGGAGCUGGUGCCUCCACCAUCCUUUUCUCUUGGCCAACGCCUUCUUCUUCCUCAACGUCAACGUCCUCUUCUGGACCAUCAGUCAAAUUCAGUCUAGCCACUGGAUGAUAGAUCCGUACUGGACGGUGAUUCCCGUGCUGCUGACGCAUUACUACGCCACCCACCCUCUGGGGCAGUACAACUGGUGGAGAUCCAGAAUUCUGAUGGCCAUGACAUGGGCGUGGAGCGUGAGGCUCUCCCACAACUACUUCAGGCGAGAGAAAUGGCAGUGGGGUGCUCGGGAAGACUGGAGAUUCACCGAGAUGCGCGCAAAGUAUGGCAAGAACUGGUGGUGGGUCUCCUUCUUGGCCAUCUACGUCUCUCAACAGGUUUUCCUCCUUGGAGUGUGUCUCCCGACGUAUGUAGUACACUCAGUGGACAAGCCCCUGAACGUUUGGGAUUUUUUGGCUGUUCUUGUGUCGGUUUGCGGCAUCAUCGUGGCCUACUUUGCGGAUACUCAGCUUCAUGAUUAUGUCAGUCGAAAUGAGAAGCUGAAAGAACAGGGGAAGCCCGUGGUGCUCAAUCUUGACGAGGGCCUGUGGCGCUACUCGAGACAUCCGAACUACUUCGGCGAGCAGCUAUGGUGGUGGGGACUGGUCAUAUUCGCGUGGAACUUGGGACAGGGAUGGACACUUGUCGGCGCACUGAUCAAUAGUCUCUGCUUAUUCCACGUGACCGGGCUUGUCGAAGAGCGGAUGUUGAAGAAGACUCACAGGGCCGAAGCUUACAGGCAUUAUCAGAAAACUACAUCGGUAUGGAUCCCUUGGUUCAAAGCAUCCGAACAGCCUGGAAAGGACAAGACCAUUUGAUCUUUUUUGUACUCGAACUGUUUGUGGAGACAUGUGUGAACCAGUUUGUGUAAAAUGAAGACCUUCACAUUGUUUCGUACGGUUUUUCUAUCCUUCUAAGGGGUUUCUCUUAUUGGUUUAAUGACCA
Molecule: messenger RNA, 1528 nt
Organism: Syzygium oleosum
Lineage: Eukaryota; Viridiplantae; Streptophyta; Magnoliopsida; Myrtales; Myrtaceae
Exons: 3
Coding region: 412-1401 (329 amino acids)
Biological process (GO): lipid metabolic process
Cellular component (GO): membrane
Molecular function (GO): oxidoreductase activity, acting on the CH-CH group of donors
Source: RefSeq, a predicted model, not a curated record